Messenger RNA from Rotaria sp. Silwood2, 1581 nucleotides. The record is from the annotation of a GenBank genome assembly. Lineage: Eukaryota; Metazoa; Rotifera; Eurotatoria; Philodinida; Philodinidae.
AUGGAUACAAUAUCAGAUGAUGAACUUUUAUACUUUGGUUCAAUUCUAAUAAAUUUAGCUUAUCACUCUGGUUCAGUUCAUCGAAGCCAUUUCGAUUCUGUAGAUGAACUUCGAUUUCAAACUUGCAAAGAUGAAUUUGCUAUGCAUUCAAUGCCAUCAAGAACAACAUUACCAAUGGAUGAUGACUAUCAUGAAUUGGUUCUUCCAUGUAUGCCAACAACUUUUAUUAAAAUACCAAUAACUACAGAUGAACUACAAUCUAUAGAUAAUGAUUUUAGUCGACCACUAAUUAAAACAAAACUUCCUAGCUGUUUAAAAGCUAUUGUAUCUGGUGCUCGAUCUGCUCUAAUAAAAUCUAAUUCAUCUAAAUGGUAUCGGUUAAAAGGAUGUGGUGAUAAUACAGAUGGCUUUUCAAUUAAACCUAUUUCAAACACAAGUACAAAACUAACUAUUCGUGGAUGUUCUUUUCUUCAUACAACUUAUCGAGAAUUAUUUAUGACAUACUAUAUAGCACAUCUACUUGCUCCACAUCAUAUUGAAUGUGCGAAUGUUCCUAUUGGUUGGUUUGAGUAUAAAUUAGAACAUGAAAAUUCUGACAAUACUUCUUCUGAUAUUCCAAUCAUACAAGAUACAAAUUUAAAUCAAUGGUCAAAUAUUGUACGUUGUUGUAUUAUUAUGGAAACAUUAGGUAAUAAACGUUUAUCUGAUCAUGUUUUAUAUGGUCUCGAACAAUUAUUUGAUUUGAUUAUUUGUAAUAAUAAGAAAUCACAUCCUGUUAAUCAAUCUAAUCUAAUAUCAUUAUUUCCAUCAGAACGUUUAACUAAAUCAGAACAAAAUAAUGAACAAUUUAUACCUUUAUCAACAUGGUUUGCAUCAUUAACAAAUAUAAUUCAACCAAUUGAUUAUCAAAAUUCAAAUUGGCUUCAUAUAUCAUCCUACUUUUCUGAUGAAAUACCUUCAGAUAUCGAUGAAAAUCGAUGGAAAGUUUUAUGGAAAACUAAUAUUGAAAUUAUAAAUAAUUAUUUACAAACACGAGAACCAUUAGCUAAUCUUUUAUGUUCACUUUAUAAACGAUUUGGUUUUGAAUGUGGAUCAAUUCUUGGUCUUAUACAUUAUCAUCAUAUAAGUUGGGGUACUUAUACAGAUGAAUUAGGUGUGCAUUGUAAUGCUCAUCCAAACAAUUUAGUUAUUAGAUUAUUUACUGCAACAUCAUCCUUCUUAUUAGCACCGUUAGAUUUUGAUAUGAGUUUUACAGAAGUAAGUUAUUUACCUAAUGAAAACAAUAAUCAAUCAUUUGAUGAGUUAAUCAAAUUAGAAUUAUUGGCUUUUCAAUUAACAUUAAGUGGAGAUUCACAAGCCAGUAGUGGUGUAACAGCUUGGAUAGAAAUGCCAGAUGAUCAAUGGACAAGUGUUCGUUGGUUGCUGAGAGAUAUUAUGUUAAACGAAUUCAAUCGAGUCUAUAAUGAAACUAUUCAAAAUGGAUCUAUUAAAUCAUUUGAUUCAUUUUCUAAUGAACAAAAUGAUGUCCUACAAUCACUGAUUCGUCUUGCUCUUAUAAAAACAAUGAAGGAAAUCGGUUAA